Molecule: messenger RNA, 507 nt
Organism: Colletotrichum graminicola M1.001
Lineage: Eukaryota; Fungi; Ascomycota; Sordariomycetes; Glomerellales; Glomerellaceae
Exons: 1
Coding region: 1-507 (168 amino acids)
Cellular component (GO): extracellular region
Source: RefSeq, a predicted model, not a curated record
AUGCUCCUGAACCUCUCCCUCCUCGGCCUCUUCGCCGGCUCCGUCCUCGCCGACGGCGCCGCCAUCGUGUCCGCCACGGAUGAGAUCGCCGCAUCAAACACGAAGUUGGGCAAAACUGUCGCCUCCUGGGAUGGCGGGCUUUUUGGCACGCUGCCCAUAGUCGUUGAAUCAGCCAAGCUUCUUAUCAAGAUCAAUGAAGCCAUUAGCAUCGCCCAGGAUUCGGCGCCGCUAAAUGCCAUCGAGGCCAUCACUAUCGCUCAGUCAACACAAAACCUUGCUGGCGGCGUCGAGACCACACUCGGCAACGUCGUUGACGCGAAGCCAAAGUUCGACAAGCUCUUGCUGAGCCCCGUCAUCUUGCUGAAUCUCAAGCAGGAGAAGAGCGCCACUGACAAGUUCAGCGCGGCAGUUGUUGAGAAAGUCCCCAAGUCACUAAAGGGUGCUGCUGAGACUUUGGUGGGCAGGAUUGGAACAGCGUUCAAUGAUGCUAUUGCCACUUACAGCUGA